AUGGCUCCUAGUAAAGGAUGGAUGGAUCUUGUUGGUGAUCGUCUUAAUGAUGUAUAUUUACGUGGGGUUGAGGAAUUUUUAGACUAUGCUUUUAAGAAGACUGGGAGGCGUGGGGAAAUACGUUGUCCAUGUGUCAAGUGUAGUAACACGUAUUCCACCACACGAGAAGUGGUAGGGACACAUCUCAAGGUGUAUGGAAUAAUACGUAAUUAUACAUUUUGGUAUCACCAUGGAGAAAGGGUAGGUGAAUCUGAAUCUGAAUCUAAUUUAGAAAGUGUUGAACAAAGUGAAGAUGAGCCUAGCAAUGAGAUGCAUGACAUUUUAAGGGAUUUAUAUCCAGAGUUUUGUGGUCAAGAUACAAAUGAUAUGGAUAUGGAUAUCUUCGCUUGUGAUAUUCAUAAAGAGGAAUCGAAUGAGGAAGCGAAUAAAUUCUAUAGGUUACUAAGAGAUUUUGAGCAACCAUUAUACCAAGAUGAAUUAUUACCUCAAGGAUCUAAUUUGCCACAAUCGUAUUAUGAUGCAAAGAAAGUAAUUCAAGAUCUUGGUCUCUCAUACAAAAAAAUUGAUGCAUGUGUAAAUAAUUGCAUGUUAUAUUGGAAAGAGGAUGAGAGGCUAGAUUUUUGUAAGAUUUGCGGCUAUUCUAGAUGGAAGACUGAUAAAUAUAAUGGGGAAGACAAGGUUAAAACCAAUGGGAAGAGAAUACCAAAAAAAAUUCUGCGUUACUUUCCACUAAAGCCAAGACUUCAAAGAUUGUUUAUGUCCACAAAGACAGCGUCUUUGAUGAGAUGGCAUAAAGAUAAGAGGGUAGAUGAUGGAGUGAUGAGACACCCUGCUGAUUCAAUGGCAUGGAUUUCCUUUGACAAACUACAUCCAAAUUUUGCCUCAGACUCUCGCAAUGUGAGACUAGGCCUUGCUAGUGAUGGAUUUCAACCUUUUGCCAAUUCAAAAAUGCCAUAUAGUGUUUGGCCAGUUUUACUCAUUCCAUACAAUUUGCCACCUUGGAUGUGCAUGAAACAAUCAAAUUUUAUUUUAUCAAUGCUUAUUCCAGGUCCUGAGGGUCCCGGAGAUGCAAUUGAUAUCUAUCUUCAACCUUUAGUAGAAGAACUAAGAGAGUUAUGGGAAACUGGCAUUGAUACAUUUGAUGCAUAUGCACAACAGAAUUUCAAGUUACAUGCAGUUUUACUAUGGACUAUCAAUGAUUUCCCUGCAUAUGCGAACUUAUCAGGUUGGAGUACUAAGGGAAAGUUGGCUUGUCCUUGUUGUAAUAAGGACACCUGUUGGAUGAGGUUGGCUAAUGGAGGCAAGCAAUGUUAUAUGGGUCAUCGACGAUAUCUUCCUCUUAAUCACAAAUGGAGAAAUGAUAACGAAUCUUUUGAUGGCACAAGGGAGCGAGGGUUACCACCCAAGCCACUUUCAGGAGAUGAUAUACUUGAUCAAGUAGAACUUAAGCAACUUCCUUCUCAGCUCAGGUAUGAAUUUCUUGGCACUAAUAACACUUAUCCAGUAAUUGUAAAUGCAAAAAUUAAUUCCCACCAGAACAAUGGGUAUUCAGGAUUUUUUCAAAUCCCUAUCCAUCCAAAUGAUCAAGAGAAAACCACUUUUACUUGUCCAUAUGGAACCUUUGCUUAUAGGAGGAUGCCAUUUGGGUUGUGUAAUGCACCAGCCACUUUUCAAAGGUGCAUGAUGGCAAUCUUCUCAGAUUUCAUUGAAGAUAUAAUGGAGGUUUUUAUGGAUGACUUUUCUGUUUAUGGAUCUUCAUUUGACAUAUGCUUGGCUAACCUUUCUAAAGUUUUGCAGCGAUAUCAUGCUGCUAUCAAGUAUUUACUCCGUAAAAAAGAGAAUUUGAGUUGA
Messenger RNA from Hevea brasiliensis (rubber tree), 1851 nucleotides. RefSeq lists its product as uncharacterized. The transcript is spliced from 7 exons. Lineage: Eukaryota; Viridiplantae; Streptophyta; Magnoliopsida; Malpighiales; Euphorbiaceae. Bases 1 to 1851 code for a protein of 616 amino acids. The record is from RefSeq and is a predicted model, not a curated record.